Molecule: messenger RNA, 1226 nt
Organism: Galdieria sulphuraria
Lineage: Eukaryota; Rhodophyta; Bangiophyceae; Galdieriales; Galdieriaceae
Product: endonuclease
Exons: 3
Coding region: 4-1122 (372 amino acids)
Molecular function (GO): DNA binding
Source: RefSeq, a predicted model, not a curated record
AAUAUGGGAUGUUGUCGUUGUUCUUUGUUGUUUAUGAUUCACUCGACAAGAAAUAAGACAACCAAUGUCCUGCGUAGGAAUAAUGUGCAACUUACUUAUGCUUUUGGUAACUUUACUUUUCCUUUGUAUAAAGGCAAAAGCAACCUCCUUUCACGUAGACGCAGUAUUGCAACUCUGAAUCCUCUCAAGUUUAAAAAUUUUCCUUUUUUGAUACUUUCAGCUCCCCAAAAUACCGAGUCGUUGGUAGUCGUGAACAAAGAGUCCUCCACGCCAAGGAGAACUGGAAGUGUGCACACUCCUGAAAGCAAAGCAAAGAUAGCAGCAGCUAGAAAGGGUAGUAUUCCUUGGAAUAAAGGAAGAAAUCAUUCGAAAGAAACUAGAGAGAAAAUAUCGUAUAGCUUAAGACUCAAAAUGGCUGACCCUAAGAUAAGAGAAGCACUUCGAGAAAGGCAGUUGGGAAAAUUGCAUUCUGCCAUGACUAGGCUUCGAAUAAGACUUUCGAGUAAGAAAAGUCAUCCCAAGACCAGUUGGACUGUAGAAGGCAAAGGUCCUUUGCCUUAUUUCUUUUCCAGAGAAACGACAACACGAGUAAACCAACGCAUCUUUUUACAACUUUGCGAAUACAAAAUGCGUUUUCCUCAAAUCAAAACUUCUCGUCAGAAUCAAAAAUUGUCGAUCAUCUUUGGAAUGGAACCUGUCAAAAGUCAAUCAACUUCCAGUUCAAAAGCGAAAUUGACAAAAUCAGAAGAAACAAGAAGGAGAAUAGCAGAAUCUAUUCGUGCAAAAUGGAAAGAUGUGGAAUAUCGUUCUAAAGUGAUUGAAGCAGCUAGAAACCGACCAGGAAAGCCUAUUGGAGAAGAAACAAAGAAAAAGAUAAGCCAAAGUCUUCGAAAUUAUUAUAUCAUUAUGGGUAAGUCAUCGAUUGAGAAAAGAAAAAAGGAGAAUUGGAGUGAAGCAUACAAUCCCAUAUUAUUUCGCAAUCGGUUGGACCGCAAACAACGCAAGCAAAAGUUAGCUGAGAUGUUGCGCAAACAAAUGGAACAACUAAGUAUUCGGUUACGGUCUCAAAAUGGAGAAGAUACGAGCUCCAAUUGGAACAGUUCAAGCUCUUUAUCUCUCUGAGCUCAUGAAAUAGAAACUCGAAUAGAAAGAAACGAGUUCUUUUGAUAGCAAAACUGUUAUGAAGACUUGAAUAGAUUCUUUGGAGUAAAAAAAAAAAGUUAAAU